Molecule: messenger RNA, 6457 nt
Organism: Oncorhynchus mykiss (rainbow trout)
Lineage: Eukaryota; Metazoa; Chordata; Actinopteri; Salmoniformes; Salmonidae
Gene: bcl6b
Product: BCL6B transcription repressor
Biological process (GO): regulation of transcription by RNA polymerase II
Molecular function (GO): DNA-binding transcription factor activity, RNA polymerase II-specific; protein binding; RNA polymerase II cis-regulatory region sequence-specific DNA binding
Source: RefSeq, a predicted model, not a curated record
GUAAAUAAGGUAUUUCCCCAAGCAACACAGCGACAGCCCAAUCAAGCGUGUCCCCUGAAUUGCAUGAUUUGUGCUUAUGAAUCAGAAGCCAAAUAUGAAAUAUAGUAAAACUUGGAAGAAUGAAUUGUCAAAUGCAUUAUGAAAAAUGUGCAUAAGCAAAGUAUUGUAGUGUUCUUUAACUUUACAUUGCGCUAUGUCUUGUUUUCAAAGUUUCUUGACCUUUGUCCUCGAUUAUAUAACCACAAUGCUACUGUACAGAUGUGAUGUUUCACCCAACCGGUGUUUAGUCCUGUACAGUAUCAAAAUGAUAACCACAGCACACUACAGUAACUACAACACUGUAAACAAAUGUUUUGAUAAUCAUUCACAUGGACAUGGUAUUGGCCUUUGACAGACUAGGUGAAACAGGGAAGUCUAUUAGCUUAGCACAGCCUUGCCAACUGGACAGACUGAAUGGCUUCCGCCCAUUGGCGAACCUGAUUAGUAAUGUUCUCACUUUUCCUCAACCGCCCCCCUCUUCCGUUCCUCUCACAAUGCCUGGAAGUAUCCUAGACUUAAGCUACAUCUAAUUCUCUGUUUUCUUAAAUGUUGUUUUUCUUUUUUCAUUUUUUUACAAGACACAAUUGAUCCGGCCUCCAUCAAAACAAAUAAAAGCACAAGGACACACACGCACACAACACCCCUCGUAAAACACUUUGCUUCCGACUCGCAUUUAAACACAGGGUUUAUACCCAAACAUGGCCAUAUUGGUUGAUUUGCCAUUGUAUGCAGCUUGUACACAUACGGUAUAUUUCAAUUCCUACAACAUUCUUCUGAGAUAUUCACUGACAGAACAUUUGUAUGAAUAGUUUUUCACCUCUUUGAUUUGGGUUGGCUUCAACAGUCCUUGAAGUAAGUGGGAUUUGUUGUUUCAUGAUAAUAGCUUUUUACGCCCUACUUCAAUUUGCGGUGAGUAUUAUCUGUAUCGACAUGAUAGAUUCAGAGCUUUGAUAUGGUGGGAAACCUCAGGUUUGCAGCUUGCAUCAUCCCUGUGAAAUAUGUGCUGUUUCUGCAAGGGCGCGGCCUCUCUCUCUACACACUUAUCUACUUCUGGCCUUGACUGACCGGCAGACGCCUUGAAGCUCGCUCAAGGUCCUCCUGUUCGGUCAGAAUUCUUUGAUCUGAAGUCCAUGGUGUGCUGAAGAAGCCCCUCUGUUAGGCCUGUGUAUUGUAAUGUGAUGCAACUCUUUGUGAACCUAGGAUGUGCUUAAGAUUAGCUAACUUUUCCGCUUGUUUUUUAAUUUUUUUAUUGGUGACCUUUGAUAGCUACCCUCCCCCCCAAAAAUAAUCUUCUUAUUGACGGAUGUCCUGCGCGGGCGUUUUCCUCCUCAUCUCGGUGCGCCUUGCAGGAUGUAUUCAGAGAUGGUGUGUGUGUGUGUGUGUGGCGGUGUGUAGCGGUAUGUGUGUGUAGCGCUUUGUUUCUGUAGUGCUUUGUGUGUGUGUGUGUGUGUGUGUAGCAUUAUGUGUGUGUGUUCGGCAGUUCCUGCACAUCUGUCCUCUACAUUUCUAUCAAUCUUGGGGGUUGUUGUUUUGCAAGCCAGGGAGAGGGUAUCUCCCAUCUCCCCCACCACCCUCCUCACCCCACUCUCCCGUUUCCUUCCUCCCCUCUGGCAGCAGGCCAGAAACUUCCGGAAGCCUUUAUGGAGCCCUCACAACUCCAUGUUCACCUGGAUCUGUCACCUCAGAAAUAUACUCAACAUUUAGAUAACAUUUGAUGUUAUUUAGAGCGUCUGUAAAAUAGCUCUGAUUUUGCCGCUUGCUAACCCUAAGUUGCAGUAAGUUGAGGAAGGAUACUAUAUGUGUCUGGUGUGACAGACAAUGUAACAUGUUCCAAUUGUCCAGCCUGAUGUAUGUGGAAGUGCAAGGUUAAGUCAUUCAAGUCACUGGCUUCUGCUCGUUCUAUACCGUGUUUGAAGAGUUAGCCCUUAUCUAAUAUCUGAAGAGCCUCUCUCCCAUGGGGCAGGCUUUGAGGUUGGAACGAGGUUUGUUUAUCUAACAUGUAGGUGUUCUUCAAACUUCCUCCCCGACAGUUUCCUCAGAGGGAGGAAGGCAUUGCUAGUCCAUGGUGGAGGAUGGUCUUCUCUAACCCUGAGGGUAAACUCCUGGAUAGCCUCACUCUCACCAUCCCUCUUCCCUUAGGAUCCUCAUAUACAUUUUUUUCCCUACUCGGCGCAAAAACACACGCCACUUUCCUGCCAUCACUUUGUAGAGGCGUUAGAAAACUAAUAGUCCACUAAAAAUACCCCGCCCGCCCGCCGAGUUGGAGCACUGGGUUUGGGCUUGAGCCUUUUCCUGCUGUAGGCAGCACAGCUUCCAGGGUAGGCGUGGGCUGUUGAGGAAAGAGGACAUGAGCGGCCCUGGUCGGAAUCAGGCUUCCUGCGCAACAUUAUAAAGACUCCCCUCCCUCUGGCUACCCUGGACAGUCUUGCUCAGACAACUGUGGUGGAGGGAGUAGGUUAUUGCCCAGCCUAGCCUGAAGACAGUUAGUUACAGAUUGAGGAACCUGAGAGUUGAACUGAGGGUUGUGAGGACAGCAUCGUGCGCAUUGGUUCUCGUCCCUGCUGGUCGGGGUACGAGUAGGGAGCUGGUCUCACCUAACAGAGGCGUCCAGGAGACUGCCCUCCAUGUUUUCUCUAGCUGGUGUCUUCUGCAACAGGAUGAGCAAGAUCCAGGUGGUGGAGGGAUAUAGGGUUGGAGGGAGGCAUGAGGCGACGGGGUCUGAAGCGGCUGCUGCGCAGGGAUAUGUAAAGGAGUUUACUCGCCACUCCAACGACGUCCUGCUGAAUCUGAACGAGCUGAGGCACCAGAACAUUCUGACCGAUGCCACCCUGGUGGUGGGCCCUGCCCGACUGCAGGCACACUGUGCUGUGCUCAUUGCAUGCAGUGGGUUCUUCUACUCCCUGUACUCCCGUCGUGUGUCCUCUCCUGGAUGGAGUGGUGCUGGAGGCCAGGCCCUGACCCUGUCACUCCCUGACUCCCUGGACCCCUCCAGCGUCUCCCUGCUCCUGGACUUCAUGUACACCUCCCAGCUGCCCCUCACGCCACGCACAGUCCCCGGAGUGCUCUCCGUCGCCACCUACCUGCAGAUGGACCACGUGGCUGACGCCUGCAGAGCUUUCAUGUUACACAGUGAGAGGAUGAGAGGGACGCCCCCUCAAAUGAAGCUGGACUCCACGGUGUCUGUAAUGUCUGCAGCACUCUCAGGGGGAGCUCCUCUUAAUCCCCCUGUCAAUGGAAGACCCCGCCCAUCUGUCCUCGUUGUCUCCACCCCCUCCCAGUCCGCAGCGGAGGCUGAGGGUCGUAUGUGUCAUGACUCGGCCAGCAGGGUCCCUGGAAACGUCCGGGCCUGUCUGCAGCCAGGGACUUUCCUGACCCGCGAGCCCAGGUCAAAGGAACUAAAGCAGGAGCCUGAAUCACCCAUCCUGGCCUCCACCCCUUCUCCAGACAGCCCGUCUCGCUCCAGCUGUCAGCCCAACUCUCCUGCGGAGUCCAACACCUGUAAUCUAGGUGAACCCAAGCGCAACCCUGACCCCAAAGCCUGCAAUUGGAAGAAAUACAAGUACAUUGUCCUCAACCCCCUCUGUGCCGAAAACACGGUGAAGGAGGAGGAGCCUGAGGAGGGCCGGCAGCAGCUUGACCACAUCCCCACCUCUGAUAGGAUGGAAGUGACAUUGAAGCCACCUAUGGAGGCGUGGCCAAGGGAAGGAUCCGGACAAAAUGAAAGCCCUCCCCUGGUUCCCCACCCAGGGCUGCCAGCCCACCCUGUGGAACCCCCCAUGGAGCCCCCCACCCACAAGGAAGGAACAGUCUCGCCUUGCUGUCUGGCACCACGCCCAUUGGAGCCAGAGGCCGCCCACCACUGCCAACACCCAAUUAAGCGUGAGAAUUACGGCUUGCCAUUCUGUUACUCCGGCAACCUGAGCGUGAUAAAGACUGCCUGCACAGCCCCCAUUGCAGGAGACAAGCCUUACCGCUGCAACGUGUGCGGUGCCCAGUUCAACCGGCCCGCCAACCUGAAGACGCACUCCCGCAUCCACUCCGGAGAGAAGCCCUACCGCUGUGAUACCUGCGGGGCCCGAUUCGUUCAGGUGGCCCACUUGCGAGCCCAUGUUCUGAUUCACACGGGGGAGAAGCCUUAUCCCUGUCACACCUGCGGCACUCGCUUCCGUCACCUGCAGACCCUGAAGAGUCACCUGCGCAUUCACACUGGAGAGAAGCCUUACACUUGUGAGAAGUGUGACCUGCACUUCCGCCACAAGAGCCAGCUGCGUCUCCACCUGAGGCAGAAGCAUGGCGCCGUCACCAACACCAAGAUCCGCUACAAGGUCCUGACCGACCCCUACCAGCCCAUCCUGCAGGCCUGUUGAUGGACCUCCCUUUGACUAAUGACCUUUAACCCCUAACCAUAACCCCACAGAUACCAAGAAUAACCCCAACAUUUAUGUCAAUCAAAUCAUGAUUGUUUAUCAGUUUCCACCCUGGUUUCUCCUGUAUUGUUAUUGUCCAUGGCUGUGUCCCAAAUGGCAGCCUGGGCCUGGUUGCAUAAAACACCUUAAGUUCAUUUUCCCCUUAUCUGUUCACUUACAGUUUUCUUAACUUUAAAUCAGUUGAACAAAACAUUUUAAAAAGUGAAUUUCUCCCUUAAAUUAAGUGAAAAAGUUAAUGGUGCCCAUGAGGUCCGUUAACUGCUUCAUUCAGUUUGGAUAUCAAUGUAAACAGAUUUUGUGGAUGUGAAUGUUGAUUUCAUCUGCUCUGGUUACAAAAGGAAAAAGUCAACCAGCUAGCUACUUAGCUAAACAAUGGAAGGUGCACAAUCCAUGGCUACAAAAGGUAGCUGGCUAGUUAGCUAUAGCUACUCUGUUAACUAGCUUGACAUACUAGGAAGUAAUAUAAACAAGUUGAGAAAAAAGUAACAAGAAACUAGGUUUAUUAUCUUCUGAAGCAAUUAAGUUCCAUUUUGAUAUCUCACAAAAUGAAAGUGACCGCUUUGACGAGAGGUUAAGUCAGUGAAUAAGACCAUGCCCAUGGUAACCAGAUACUCUGUCUGCCAUACAUGCCUUUAAACUACCGUAAAAAGGAAAUAUUUGAGGGGCUCUAUGCAACGCCUUUAAACAAUUCCCUUAGGCAAGGGACAAUUAUUUCUUAAUGUAAAGCCUUAAGUGAAACACUUAAUGUUUUAUGCAAACGAACCCUGUACAUUAUAUAGUGCACUACUUUUGACAAGGGCUCAUGGAGCCUACAGGAAUAGGAUGCCAUUCAAAACUGCAUGGCCCCAUCAAACAAACCUGCCUGAUUGAGAGCUCAGCCUUGCCCCUCAAAAACAUGAGCUCAAGUAUGUUUCACUCAAGUAUGUUUCACUCACUGGCUAGAGGGGCCAUUAUAAACACAUAUACAUGACUAGUUGUAAGCCAAUCAAACCAUGAUGUUGUAAAGGAUUUGUGGAAAGGCGGCCGGCGCCAGAGAUUGGAGCUGAUAUGUAGAUAGGAUGACAAUGCCUCUCCUCUGAGGUAUUGAGCUGGAGGCUGUCUCAGGCCGCUUUAAGCGUUAGGUGGAUAACAUGUCAAGAGAGCUGUCGAAAGUUACUGGGAGUAGUAUAUGAUAUGUUUUUGUAUCCCAGGAGGUGCUUUGAAAAGUUGAGAGUUUUGAGGUUAUGAGUAGAGAGUGAGUGAGACACAGACAGAGCUAGAAGAGAAGGGAGAAAAUGAGGAUGAAGGACUAAGGAGUGUGGCUAGAACAGAAAAUACAUUUGACAUGGUUGGUUGGAAUCAUGAGAUGAGGAAUUGACUUUAUUAGAGUGACGGAGAGAAUGUUAUAGUAAGUUGUAGAGUUGAAUAGAGCAAGUGAAAGAAAGUUCUGCGCCAAUGCUUUGUUUAUUUUCAAGUGCCACAGCUAUUUUUAGGGACCGGGACACAUUGGGGACCCGUUGAGUAUUUGAGAUGGCAAUGCCACAAAGAUGUCAUUGCAUAACGAUACAGAGAUAGGUAAUAAUGCCCUAAGAACAAAGGUAAUAAUGCCCCAAGCACUAACGUGUGAAUAGACUAGACCCCGACUAUGUCAGCUUUAAAUAAUGUUUAUUUUUUACACACUAAAACCAAAGGCCUGGGGCCUUUGUCUAAUGUAUAUGACAGGUGUCAUAUAAGAUAAGAUGUUUUGCCCAUUACAUCCGUUCUGUAUUUUUCUAAAGGUUUUUAUUUAAAAUAGCAGACUAUAACUUGUCAUCGGUGCAGAGUCCGAGCAGGCAAAGGACUUCCGUCUCUUGUGUAUGAAGGAAUAUCUUCUCUCAGAGCAUAAAAGCUAGAUAAUGCGACUGUAAAAAUGGAUGAGAGAUGAUAUUGAUAUUUGAAAAUGUAUGGUGUUCUUUUGCUGGACAAAGACAAGGACUGUUUUAUACUAAUUAAAUUAAAUUGAUUGACCUUAA